Messenger RNA from Cicer arietinum (chickpea), 2768 nucleotides. Its product is annotated as potassium transporter 6-like. Gene Ontology annotation, molecular function: potassium ion transmembrane transporter activity. Gene Ontology annotation, biological process: potassium ion transmembrane transport. Lineage: Eukaryota; Viridiplantae; Streptophyta; Magnoliopsida; Fabales; Fabaceae. The record is from RefSeq and is a predicted model, not a curated record. Gene Ontology annotation, cellular component: membrane.
AAAAAGAUUAAUUUCAAAGAAAUAAAUUGAAUAAUGAUUAAUUAAAAAAGAAACAGUUUUCUCCUUUUCUUUACAAAUAUUGAAUUUUUUCACUAACACCAAAAAUAAAUAUAAGUACUCUACAUAUCUUAAAUUUAAUUUCUUUAAUUUUUUCUCAACUGGGGAAGGAGUUUCAGCAAUUGGGUCAUCUCCAAAACCUUUAAUUUCAGUUAAAAAAUGGUUCUUUGAAAGUUGUAAUUGCGCAUGUUAUGGAUCUGGAAAGUGGAACUCGUCGAAACACUAAGAACGAUUCAUGGAAAACAGUUCUGACUUUAGCAUACCAAAGCCUUGGAGUUGUUUAUGGAGAUUUAAGCAUUUCACCUUUAUAUGUAUUUAGAAGCACUUUUGGUGAAGGAAUUGGACACAGUGAAACAAACGAAGAGAUUUAUGGUGUUUUGUCUUUGGUGUUUUGGUCAGUUACAUUAGUACCUUUGUUUAAAUACGUUUUCAUAGUGUUAAAAGCUGAUGAUAAUGGUGAAGGUGGUACUUUUGCUCUUUACUCUUUGUUGUGUCGACAUGCUAAAGUCAAUUCUCUUCCUAAUUGUCAACUUGCUGAUGAAGAACUCUAUGAGUAUAAGAAUGAUGCUUAUGCUUUCACACAUGAUAAUAAUAAAAGCUUUGCUUUUAAGCUUAAGGCUACACUUGAGAAACGCGAGGUUUUGCAGAAGGUUUUGCUUGUUCUUGCUUUGAUUGGAACUUGUAUGGUUAUUGGUGAUGGUGUUAUUACACCUGCUCUUUCAGUUUUCUCAGCAGUAUCUGGAUUAGAGCUUUCAAUGUCCAAGGAGCAUCAUGCAUAUGUAGAACUUCCAGCUGCGUGCAUCAUAUUGAUAGGGUUGUUCGGGCUGCAACAUUUUGGCACACAUAGGGUUGGCUUCUUGUUUGCUCCGAUAGUCAUUAUAUGGCUAUUUUGCAUCAGUGCCAUUGGAGUUUAUAAUAUAUUCUACUGGAACCCUCAGAUAUACCAUGCACUCUCUCCAUUUCAUGCUUUUCGGUUUAUAAAGAAAACUCAGACCGGAGGUUGGAUGUCCCUCGGUGGAAUUUUGCUGUCGAUAACAGGAUCAGAAGCCAUGUUUGCUGAUCUUGGUCACUUCUCACAAUUAUCAAUCCAGAUUGCUUUCACUUCUGUAGUUUAUCCAUCUUUAAUUCUAGCAUAUAUGGGGCAAGCUGCUUAUCUAUCAAGACAUCAUGAAAUUGAGCACAUGUAUCAGCUCGGGUUUUAUGUAUCUGUUCCAGAGAAAUUGAGAUGGCCUGUUCUUGUGAUAGCCGUAUUCGCUGCGGUCGUGGGAAGCCAAGCCAUCAUAACUGGAUCAUUCUCAAUUAUCAAGCAAUGUUCUGCAUUAAAUUGCUUCCCACGAGUUAAAGUGGUUCAUACAUCAUCAAAAAUUCAUGGACAGAUAUAUAUCCCCGAGAUCAAUUGGUUAUUGAUGAUCUUAUGUUUGGCUGUUACGAUUGGUUUCAGAAACACGCAGCAUCUCGGUCAUGCCUCAGGAUUGGCAGUUAUCACAGUGAUGCUGGUCACCACAUGUUUGAUGUCACUGGUUAUUGUACUAUGCUGGCGCCGGAACGUUUUCUUUGCACUCAUGUUUGUUUUCUUUUUUGGCACCAUUGAGGCUAUCUUCUUCUCCGCUUCUCUUACCAAGUUCCUACAAGGAGCAUGGGUGCCGAUUGUGUUGGCAUUUGUAUUCAUGACUGUCAUGUAUGUAUGGCACUAUGGCACACUCAGAAAGUAUGAAUUUGAUGUUCAAAAUAAGGUGUCCAUCAACUGGCUACUCGGCAUAGGUCCCAGCAUAGGUAUCGUGCGAGUGCGUGGGGUCGGCCUUAUACAUACAGACCUAGUAUCCGGAAUUCCCGUUAUCUUCUCGCACUUCGUGACCAACCUGCCAGCCUUCCAUCAGGUCCUAAUCUUUCUCUGCAUCAAACACGUGCCAGUUCCACACGUUAGACCCGAGGAAAGGUUUCUAGUUGGUCGGGUAGGUCCGAGAAAUUUCAGACUCUAUCGAUGCAUAGUGCGGUACGGAUACCGCGACGUCCACAAAGACGAUGUGGAGUUUGAGAACGAUCUUUUAUGCAGCAUAGCCGAGUUCAUACGGACAGGAAGCAUCAGAUUAUCUACAUCCGAGGAGCUUGAGAAAAACGACAAAAUGACGGUCGUUGGGACAUACUCUACACAUACCAUUUUGAGAAGCAGAGAUGAUGUGGAUAACAAUGUCAAUAAUGUCGACUCGGAAGAUGCGUCAGAGCUUAAGGAGAUAAAGUCUCCUCAGGUGAUUCAACCGAAGAAAAAGGUGAGGUUUUUGGUACCGGACAGCCCGAAGAUCGACGUAGAUGCACAGGAAGAGUUAGAGGAAGUAAUGGAAGCUAGAGAAGCUGGCAUAGCUUAUAUUAUAGGACAUUCAUACAUGAAAGCUAAACCAGGUUCUAGUACUAUAAAGAAAAUAGCUAUAAAUUGUGUGUAUGAAUUUCUAAGGAGGAAUAGUAGGACACCCUCCUUUGUACAUGGUGUACCUCAUGCAUCAUCUCUAGAAGUUGGGAUGAUGUAUCAAGUUUAAUUUUUGGUUUUAACAAAAGAUUAGAAUUAUCAUGUACAUAUUGUUUUGUUAUAUAGAAUAGUCAAAAAGCCACCACCUACCAAAUGGUGAUAGAUAAAUAGAGUACAAGUUUUUGUUAGUUUUGUUCCCUUUGUAUUUCUCACAUUUCUUCAUUACAUAUCCUCUUUGUACCUUCUUUUU